Ictalurus furcatus (blue catfish) is the source of this 4488-nucleotide messenger RNA. RefSeq names its product cordon-bleu WH2 repeat protein-like 1a (gene cobll1a). The coding region runs from base 104 to 2575 and encodes 823 amino acids. The record is from RefSeq and is a predicted model, not a curated record. Lineage: Eukaryota; Metazoa; Chordata; Actinopteri; Siluriformes; Ictaluridae. The transcript is spliced from 11 exons. Gene Ontology annotation, molecular function: actin monomer binding.
CUUGACUGGAGAGGUUUGAAAGGACAACGCGUUGUGCAGGCGAGCAGAGAGGACACACAUUGCGGACAUUUCCGGAUACCUGUGACCAAACACUGGCUGAAAUAUGGAGAAGGAGGAUCUGAUUGAAAGGGACCUGACCCUGACCGUGCUGCUCCCAGAGGGACACGAAAGAACAGUUACAGUGCACAGCAGUAAACCAGUGAUGGACGUGCUGGUCAUUCUGUGUGCUCGGUACCACCUGAACCCCUCAGACCAUGUGCUUGAGCUUUUUUCCAAAAAUCACAAUAAGCUCAAAUUCAAGCCCAGCUCUCUGAUUGGCUCUCUUGAAACUGAGCUUGUUGCGCUUAAACCUAAACGAAGUGACAACAGAAAGCCCCCGAACAUGCCUGUGGCCACAGUGCGUCUGUUGAUAAACUACAGGAAGUCCCAUAAGGCCGUAGUGCGAGUCAGUCCCAGGGUUCCCCUGGCCGAGUUAAUGCCAGCUGUGUGUGACAAGUGUGAGAUGGAUCCAAAAAUCACUGUGUUGUUGAGAGACAGCCAAUCAGAAGAGCCUCUGGAUCUGACUAAAACGCUCAACGACUAUGGCAUCAGAGACCUGUAUGCAAAAGCUGUUUCAAGUUCCCCAACUGACUCGGCAACGCUGACUAAUAAAGAUUGCAAGAAGGACAAAUUGGCGAUGCAGGAGAAAGUCCUCGGAGAGGAAGAGAACAGUGGAUUACUCGGCUUGUUCAGAAGAAGCAGGAAAUCGGCUGAAGAGACUGCUACCAACACCAACCCCAUCAGUGCUGCCACCCCUCUAGUGCUGAAAGAUCAGCAUGCCAACAAUACGGGCUGUUCCAACGCAAACUCCGCCUCAUCCACGGCGUCUUCAGAAAUGACGAAGAAGAGACGGGCGCCUCAGCCUCCCAGCAUGCUCGGCUCCCGGAGCAUCUCUUGUGAACUGAACUCUAGUCAACAAUCCACACUGCCGUCCACUGAUAAUGAAAACCAGGGUGUUCUGAGUCGAGCCUCAUCCUCUGAGUCGUCUCUCAGGAGGAAUAAACGCAGAGCUCCUCCUCCUCCACGCACAAGCCCUUCCUUGCCAGACACUUCUGAUAAAGAAAGGUCAUAUACAGGAUCCUUUCUAGAGGAUGCUGAAGAGGACAACUCUACUGAAGCCAGUUUCAAUCAAUCCAGCUAUUUUAAAUCAACCUGUUUGUCCUUCCCAUCAUCCCCUCUAAUGGCUGAGGUCCUGGCUGAAUUUACACACAGAAUGAAAACCAUGGAGCAGAAUGAUGUCUCAUUUGAUUGGUCUGUCACACAUUCACCUCUAGCACCUCCGACCCUUCCUCCAGUGUCUGAAUCUCUGGAUGGCGAUCCUGUAGUGCCGCCUGGCUGUGAGCUGCUGAGAAACGGCUCUCGGAGAGACUGCCUCACCACCUUCACCGUGGUGCCCCGGAGAAGACCGCAAAGCAUGAGACAAUACGAGGUUCUCCUCACAAUGGAGAACUCUGAGACGAUGGAGAUUAAUGGAGAUACAGGAGAAAAUCUGGAGGGAAGUAUUUCCGAAUCGAGAGAGAUUGAGAAGACCGAGAUGGGUACCAAGGAGAUGGUGAUGCUUGAGAGAACAGAUGCUGAAUCUGAGAAUCUAGAGGAAACAAAUAAAGAGCUGGGUAUCACAGAAGCAUUUGGGAAAUUAAAGCUGAAUAUGGAUGCAGAGAAACACCUCCCGGAGGACAGAGACAAGAUGGAAGUUCAAGACGAGAGAGACUGGAUAGAGCAGUACAGAGAAAUUAGAAUGAGAUUUCUAAGUGGUGAUGAUGAUCAUGAUGGGAAAGAAGCUAAAUUAAAGACCUCUACAAAGGUGUUUGAUGAAGAAAUGGUGGAUGAUGUUCCACCACCACCACCACAACUUUCUGUUUGCUGGGAAGAGGAAGACACUGAGACACAGAAUCUAGAGGAAACUGAUAGUUUUGGGAAAGAGGAAGUUGAGGAAGACAAAGCAGCAAACACUUUCACUAUCCAAAACCCAAAUCCAUCCAGAUAUGACCCUCACCAUGACCCUACAUAUGAUGCCUCAUAUACCCAAGACCCCUACUGGGAUGUAAACCUUUCAUCUAACCAGCAGUCCUCCAACUCCGACACACCUUUCACAAGCUCUUCCCAGUCCAAUCCUCAAACUCACCAACCCAAUUCCGUUCAAUCUACUUUACCCCAUGUCUCAAAAUCUAAACUCAACCCCAGCUUUGAGCUUUCUUCUCCAAACUCUGCAUCUCUCUUUGGUUUGGCUGUCUCCCAGAGAGUUCAGAGUCUUGGAAAUGACAUCUUUCCUUUAAUUCCAUCUGCAAGAAGGACAAGCUCUCCAACUCCACAUCCCCAAAGUGUCGGUUCCCAACACACUUCCUCUCAAAAGCUCUAUUUCCAAAACCUGAUCUCACAAGAGUUCAUUUCUAAGAUUCCAGCAUCUCCAGGUUCCUGCAGUGAAGCCCUGCCCACUUUUACAGCUCCACCCUCUGUCAUUAUGACAACUCGGGCAAGGAGGCAGGCCUGGAGUUCCUUUUCACGCACAAAGUUGAAAAAUUUGGAGCCAGUUUGAAGAUCUGGAUUCAGAUGAACCUUUCACACAUCACAUUUUGUUGUUUUGGAACUCUAAAGAAGUGCUGGCUUGUAUUAAAUCAUUAAUUGGUUACAUUUGAUUUUUGCCUUUUUUUAAAAAAAAUUAUUAUUAUUACAGUGCCCUCCACGAAUAUUGGCACCCUUGGUAAAUAUGAGCAAAGAAGGUUGUGAAAAAUUCCUUGUUUAACCUUUUGAUCUUUUGUUUAAAAAAAACAAACUCAUCUCUGCUCUCAUGGAUAUCAAACAAUUGCAAACAAAACACCGGUUCAUCACAAAAUGUAAAUCUUUGUUAGGUGUGCAACAAUUAUUGGCACCCUUAACUAACACAACCAACUAUAAAUGGGAAUAUACGUCAAAUAUAUUUUUCUCAUAAGAAUUCGUAGGGGUGCCAAUAAUUGUUGCACACCUAUAUUUAACAGACUUUUUUUUUUUUUUUUUUUUUUAAAUAAACCUGUGUUGUGUUUGCAAUUGUUUGAUAUCCAUGAGACCAGAGCCUUUCAAAGCCGCCUUUGCUCAUAUUUACCAAGGGUACCAAUAUUAAUGGCGAACACUCUGUAUAAUUUUUUUUUUUUUUUUUUAAAUUAAACAGUAUUCUUUAUAUAAUUGGUAUAAUCUUGGUAGAUUACUUAAAUUUUUUUGUUUUUGACAAUUUAUGAAAGUGGUGAUAAUUUUGUUUUGUAUAUAAAUUAAACAUUUCAAGCAUCUGAUUUUGUAUCAUGAUUUGAUUUAUUUAUUUAUUGUAAGCAGUAAUACAGCUACACACUUACAAAAAAAAAAAAGAUUCACACUCUAGGAUUCAGUCCAAUUUUCCACUCUCUUCUGUGCUUAUGGUUUAUAAAAAUAGCCAAAGGAUACACUCGGCUGUACCCCCUGUGCUGUAUUUGAAAUGUAAAUGAAGAUAAUGUAAGUUGAGUUGAAUUCUGGAGAGCAGGCAUGGUUUUUCUUUCUUUCUUUCUUUCUUUCUUUCUUUCUUUCUUCCUUCCUUCUUUUUUUUGUUGUUUUUUUUUGUUGUUGUUGCUCUAAGCGGGAUUCAGUAAUGUGUUUGGUUUCUAUGCAGCAAAACAUGUUUUCUCUCCAAAAUGCCUCAAGAUACAAAAUCAUUCUACACACAUGUUAUAAAUAAGAGAAUACAGAAAUAAAAGCUCAGUAUGCUAUAGUGAGCUGGUAAUGAUGGUGUGCAAGCAGUAUCGUUUAAACCCAAAAGAAGAAGAAGAAGAAGAAACCAACCAUCCAGAAGAUGAUUUCAUACACAACAAUAAACUAUAACAUUUUGUUCAUACACUCAAGUUUUACUGAUUCCACCAUAUUUUUCUUUGUGGGUUUUUUUUGCCAUUAUUAUUCAUGUGCCAAUGUUAUUGUAUUUAUUAUGAAAGACGGACCACAAUAUUAAUCUUAACUACUUAUAUUAAAUUUAUAAUAAUUAAUUCAUCUUCAGUAACCUAAGUGUGAAUGUGUGUGCACAUGGUGCACUGCGAUGCUCGACAUCCAGGGUGUAUUCCCACCAUCCUGACCAGGAAAAAUAAAAAUAAUAAACUCCACACGGGAAGCUGAACUUGAACCAGAAUAGAAAAAUAUUAUUAUUAUUAUUGAAAUUUAUUCACAAUCCAAUCUUUUUGAAUCUGGCACAGAGCUGUACAUAAUUUAUAUAUUAUUUUAGCAUUACCCAUAAAAGUAGCCAAAAAUGCCGGCUUUUUGGCAGAAUAUGUAUGAUUAUUUGACAGAAUGUAUGAUUUUGUGUUCUUACAUUUGCAUUUGGUCGUUACCCAGCAUGGAAUAAGCAAAGGUAAAUAGUGGGGAAUCCUUUAGGUUAGCCGCUUCCUGUAGCAUUAAUCUCUAGCUUUCCUGAGAUUUAGAAGGAUGGGAAAAAAGAGAAGUUUGCUCAUCCAUUCCCAC